Molecule: messenger RNA, 1942 nt
Organism: Doryrhamphus excisus (bluestripe pipefish)
Lineage: Eukaryota; Metazoa; Chordata; Actinopteri; Syngnathiformes; Syngnathidae
Gene: bmp15
Product: bone morphogenetic protein 15
Cellular component (GO): extracellular region
Molecular function (GO): cytokine activity; growth factor activity
Source: RefSeq, a predicted model, not a curated record
CUGACUUCUAAUGGGCGGCUCCCAAGCGCCAGAGAAGUUAAUUGAGGUCACCCUGGUCCGGUAACAAGCUGCUGAGUCCAUGAUGGUUUGUGAUCCGGAGAGCCUGCUGUGAGUCGCGCCCCAGCACGGCCUCGCCGGCGAUGGUCGCCGUUUGUCGCCUCCUCGGUGGAGCUUGAUAGCGGCCCGAAGCUUCUCCUGCCAAACAUGCGCGGCCUGCACGGUUUUCUGCCCGUCUUUGUCCUGUCCCUCCUCGUAGCCCCGCUCUGCGGGAUCAUGGCCGGUGGAUCCAAAAUGUCCCCCCGAGGCGCGCACCACCGGCCUCUCACCAACGAGCAGAAGGCCGACCAGAGCCUGCAGUUCAUGCUGAGUUUGUACCGUAGCGCGGCCAGACCGGACGGCAGACCUAAACAACACCGGAAGUUCGGUUCCAACACCGUGCGACUGAUCAGACCUUCCACGUCUUCGGUGCACUACCUGCUGGCGUCCACAGACCACCACUACACCUUCACAGUUCAGUACCACCUCGACACCCUUUCUUCGGAGCAGCUGAUCAGAGCGUCCUUCGUCCACCUGCGCUCUUGGUCUUCCCCUUCUUCGUCCGCCGAGUCUCCAAGCUCAGCUCGGGCGGGGGUCGCACCUCGAUGCAGAGCUCAGAUCACUUCACUGGGCAAGGAGAGCCUGGUCACCAUGGAGCCUCACCAGCAGUGGACAGAGACAGACAUCACUGCUCACAUCCUCCGAGGCGAGGAAAGUGGUGGCGGACACUUGAGCCUCGCGGCGCAGUACUGGUGCACAGAGCAUGGGGACACGGACGAGAACCGUGGUCUAUCCUGGUGGUGGACUCGCUUCCUCGGGGUGGGGAAAUGGCGAAGCGAGCCCCACGUGGAAGCCCCUUCGUUGCUUUUGUACCUGGAAGAGGAGCGUGACAGGAAAGACUGGAUGGGGCAGUUGUUCGGUGACAAACGAGGAGAACUCAUGAGACGAUUAGGCCGGUGGCACCCCUAUGUCCGCCACCGCCGCUCCUCAGAAAGCAAAGACCCCUCCCUGGAUCUUCUCACCACAUCCACCGCCGCUUCGAUCAUCUCCGACAUCCCAAACUACAAACGCAAAACGAGCACAACCAAGAACCGCUGCAAGCUGCACUCCUUCCGCUUGUCCUUUGACGAGCUGGGCUGGGGACAUUACAUCGCGCCACCCGUUUAUAACCCCCGCUUCUGCCAGGGCGACUGCCCCCGCGUGCUCCCCUACGGCUACCACUCGCCCAACCACGCCAUCAUCCAAAUGAUCAUUAAUGAGCUCGGGGUGGGCGAUGUGCCGCCGCCCUCCUGCGUGCCUUACAAGUACAUGCCCAUGAGCGUGUUAGUGGUGCACAAGAAGAAGGUGGAGUAUAAGGAGCUGGAGGACAUGGUGGCUGAGUCAUGCACGUGCCGCUAGAUCGGAAGUUGUGCCCUUUCAGAGUUAAAGCACUUUAAAUCGAGGCCCUUGAUGGUCUUUGGACUACUGAGUUGCGUCGCCAUCACUUUGCAUUUGGAACAUUUCAACUGAAUAAAUAUUUGUAGCGUGCUAAAAAACCUCAUCCAAUGCAACCAUCCUCAUCUCUCUUGUGCCGUGUUCUUUUCUUCAGCCGUGUUUUUAACAAUCUUUUGCAUCAUGUUCAGGCUGAAGAACUAGAAGUGUGUUUGUGUUUUGAUACUAAAACACACUUCUUGGCCACACAUGCAGAGGGAUGACACUUUCAUACAUGAUUUUAAUGUGUCGGAUGUAUUAAACACACACACACAGCCCAUGUGAUGUGUUGUAGUUUUCCCUUUCACUUUCUAAGUACAGUAUUUAUAUAGCAAAAGGCAGGGGUGUUCAAAAAAAGUGUUCAUGUAUUGUGAAAAGAAUGCAAUUUUUUAUUACGAGUGAAAAUGAAUAAUAAAAUAAAUUUGCAUGUUUUCUA